Morus notabilis is the source of this 1621-nucleotide messenger RNA. Its product is annotated as ketohexokinase. Lineage: Eukaryota; Viridiplantae; Streptophyta; Magnoliopsida; Rosales; Moraceae. The transcript is spliced from 13 exons. The record is from RefSeq and is a predicted model, not a curated record. The coding region runs from base 198 to 1475 and encodes 425 amino acids. Gene Ontology annotation, molecular function: kinase activity.
GGCCGCUUCCAAACAGGAACUCAAAGCAAAGAACCAACCAAUCAAUGGCCGAUGGCUAAUCUUACAGACGCUUACAGGAAUAGCCACGCCAUAGCCAAUCGCGAAGCCUUUCGGCUUUUGCCGCCAGCAAGGGCCCAGAAGCUUUCAUAUCCAACCAUUCCCACUUCCUUCUCUCCACGCGCUUUUCCCCGCUCAAAAUGCUCUCCCUCCACACGUUUCCGAAUGCCACUCUCUGGCAUUCCACUUUCUCUUCUUCUUCGACGACUUUUACUCGCCUGGGCUCAACCAGGGUCAAAAUGUCGUCGGAAUUGCUUCCAAUCCCCGAAAAUCGCGUCGUCGUCAGCGUCGGUGCGGCGGGGGUGGACUUCUUGGCGGCGGUGGCGGCUUAUCCUAAGCCGGACGACAAGAUCAGAAGCACCAGCUUGAUGGUCCAAGGUGGUGGAAAUGCAGGGAAUACUUUGACUUGCGCGUCUCGCUUGGGAUUAAGUCCAAGGCUAGUUUCAAAGGUUGCUGAUGAUUCACAAGGCAAGACUAUACUGAAAGAGCUAGAAGCUGAUGGCGUGGAUACUUCUUUUCUUGUGGUUGCUGAGGGCGGUAAUUCACCAUUUACCUAUAUCAUUGUUGAUGACCAAACUAAAACUCGCACUUGUAUUCACACCCCGGGAUAUCCUCCUAUGCAACCUGAGGAGCUUUCCUCGUCAACUUUAGUGUCUCUAUUAGAUGGUGCAAGAAUUGUAUACUUUGAUGGACGCUGGCAUGAAACUGCUUUAGUUGUUGCAAAGGAGAAAAGGAUGAAUUCCCGGGAAUAUCACAGCAUCAAUGGGCUUCUUCUUCUGCAGGCAAUUAGGAAGAAUAUACCUAUUCUUGUUGAAGCAGAAAGAGUAAGAGAAGGGCAGGAUGAUCUUCUGGAAUUGGCUGAUUAUGCUGUUUGCUCAGCAAAAUUCCCACUGGCAUGGACAGGAGCACCUUCUGUUCCAAGUGCACUGGUUUCCAUGCUUUUGAGAUUGCCAAAACUGAAAUUUGUGAUUGUGACUCUAGGAGAAGAUGGAUGCCUAAUGCUUGAGAGAAGUGUAGAAGAGCAUCCCCAGGAAGAGGAAAUUGAUGUAGACAGGUUACUAGAAUUGUUGAAGCAGAAAAAGGAUGACCAGCCAACCUUCCCGACUUACAUUUCAUCGUCAGUGGCAAAAUUAAGAGCUAAUGGGAUCGGAACAGUGACUGGGAGGCUGCUUGUGGGAACGGCUGAGAAGAUUCCACCCUCAGAAGUCAUUGAUUCAACCGGUGCUGGUGAUGCAUUCAUCGGAGCAGUUCUAUAUUCUAUCUGCGCCAACAUGCCAGUGGAGAAAAUGUUGCCUUUCGCUGCUCUAGUGGCAGCUGCUUGCUGUAGAGCCAUGGGAGCUCGGAGCGGACUUCCUCAACGCACCGAUCCACGCCUCGCAUCAUUUUUAUCCCGAGGCGACCCAUCAUUGGUGAAGUGAAUAACUAAGAAACGUGGACCUCACUGCUGACGGUGCUUUUAUACUGAAAUAAAAACAAUUCAGCUUCAGCUUUAGCAAUUUGUUUUACCAUAUUUAUAUGUACGAGUUAUUUUAGAUAUAUUGAAAUAAAAAUAAUCUUUUUUGUA